Messenger RNA from Macrosteles quadrilineatus (aster leafhopper), 3495 nucleotides. Its product is annotated as epidermal growth factor receptor substrate 15-like 1. NCBI's taxonomy places the organism in Eukaryota, Metazoa, Arthropoda, Insecta, Hemiptera, Cicadellidae. Gene Ontology annotation, molecular function: calcium ion binding; cadherin binding. Gene Ontology annotation, cellular component: cytoplasm; clathrin coat of coated pit; plasma membrane. Gene Ontology annotation, biological process: endosomal transport; endocytosis. Bases 46 to 2892 code for a protein of 948 amino acids. The transcript is spliced from 21 exons. The record is from RefSeq and is a predicted model, not a curated record.
GUCCAAUGACGUUUUGUGUGUGGUGUAGGUGUAGUACGUACUCUUAUGAAGAUGGCAGCUCUGCCCUCGCCUACCCAGGUGGCUGGGAACCAUAACCCCAUAUAUGAAUCAUAUUACCUGCUGGUUGAUCCAAACAAUCACGGAAGUGUUGGUGCUUUAGAUGCAGCUAAGUUUCUAAAAAAGUCUGGCUUAUCAGAUGGAACCCUCAGCAAGAUCUGGGACCUUUCUGAUCCAAAUGGAAAGGGAUAUCUGAACAAACCUGGAUUCUUUGUGGCUCUGAAGCUCGUAUCACUGGCUCAAAACGGGAGAGAUGUCAACAUAGCUAAUAUUUUAACAGAUGUUCCUCCCCCUAAGAUGGCGGACGUUCCUGCAGUGCUACAUAACAACAUCAUAAACUCUGUACAAGCCACACUGAGCGAUUGGGCAGUUAAACCCCACGAGAGAGAAAAGUACGACCAACUCUUUGACUCUCUUCAACCGCUCAAUGGAGUCAUUCCAGGGAACAAGGUCAAGGGGCUUUUGUUGGAUUCCAAGCUACCAAUGGACACGCUAGGGAAGAUAUGGGAUCUGGCGGAUAUGGAUAAAGACGGAAGUCUGGACAGACAUGAGUUUGUAGUGGCAAUGCACUUGGUUUACAAAGCGUUGGAAAAGUACGCAAUCCCUAACAGCGUACCUCCUGAACUGCUGCCUCCAGGGAAGAGGAAAGAUCCUCUACAUGCAGCUCCUGCACCUAUCAUACCCAUAGCACCCAUCACAAAACCUGUGGAGCAUGCUAAGCCAGCCGUGCCACCAGCUCCCCAGGCACCGUGGGUAGUUAGUGCUGAAGAGAGACAAAGAUAUGACGUUAUGUUCCACCACGCUGACGUGGACAAAGACGGCUUCGUCUCGGGACAUGAGAUCAAAAAUGUAUUUCUGCAGUCAGGCGUUCCACAACAAGUGCUCGCUCACAUAUGGGGCCUAUGUGACAUGAAGCAAACGGGUAAACUGAAUGGGGAACAGUUUGCCCUGGCUAUGUGGCUUAUCAGUCAGAAACUACAAGGGAAAGAUCCUCCACCAGCCCUUACACCUGAGAUGAUACCACCCAGUGCGAGGGGGAAAUCUGCAGAAAACCAGCCUGAAAACAACAACACUACACCGUAUUCUAAUCCAGAACUAGACAUGAUAAGUAAGGACAUUGAACAAUUAGUACGAGAAAAACAAAUAUUGGAAGGUGAAAUAAUUCAGAAGGAAGCGGACAUCAAAAUUAAAAAUGGCGAGGUCAAAAGUUUACAGGGAGAACUAGACACACUGGCAGCUACAUUAAAACAGUUAGAAACACAAAAAGGGGAAGCUCAAAAGAGGUUAAACGAUCUAAAAAAUCAGACAGUCUUGGUUGAGUCGGAACUAAGUGAUGUUCGGAUGGAGUUGGACGCAGAACAAGCUCAGGUGGACAACCUGAGAAGACAAGCUGAAGAACAGGAAAGUAACUUGAAAGCGCAGGAAGAGGAGUUGUCAAAUAAGAAACAAGAAUUGGAAGGAUUGAAACAGGAGGAAUCUAGAUUACAACAACAACAGGAAGAGUUUGGGAAGAAACUAGAUACUCUCAGUCAAAACCUGCAAGACUCACAGCUGCAGAUUAGUCAGGUGAAAGCCAGUAUUACCCAGCUAGAGGAGCAUCAACGUCAGAUACAAGACGCGAUCGGGCGUGUUGAGACUGCCUCUACAAGUGGUGACGUGACCAGUGUACCAGAUACGUGUCUGCAUCUACAGCCAGAGUUCCGCGACCCUUCACACACCAAACUGGUUUCCGAACAGUUACAUGACCCAAGUAACGAUGCCUUCACAAACGGACCAACGGGUGACAACUUUAUGAAUAAUAACUUUGCCAAUGAUCCAUUUUCUAACCCAUCUGCUGCAUCAAAUCAAGACCCCUUUGCUUCGAGUGGAGGAUUUGCUGCAGACUUUAACAAACCUGUGGAAACAUUUGCUCCAGACCCGUUUGCCAGUGCAUUUGGUUCAAGUAUAUCUAAUGGUAAAUCGGAUCCUUUUGACCCCUUUGGUGAUGGAAGGCAAAAGACUUCAAAAACGCCCCAACAAGAAGAAGCUGCCAACAAAGACCCGUUUGGUUGUGAUCCGUUCGCUAUCCUGCACGCCCCCACUAGAGACUCUGUUGCUGUUGGGCCGCCUCCUCGCCCUGAGUCUCCGAGCCCUGCUUUGCCACCCAAGAAGAGCAAGGUGCCGCCGCCCAGACCCGCCCCUCCUCGCCCACUGCAGCCGCCAACCCCAAGCCCAACGCCUGCUGACCCAUUCAAUGCCCCAGCGGCCAACUCCACAUCAGAUCCAUUUGGGUCCGACCCGUUUGCAUCCAGCAAUAGUUUUGCUGACUUUUCAAAUUUCAACAGUAAGUUUGCUGAAAGUCCUGUGAGAGCUGCGCCGGCCGUACCGAGUGUGCCGAGUGCUCCUGCACCCAGUGCUCCUGCACCACCGGUUCCAAAACUCGACUUCACAGAGGAUCCGUUCAGGGACUAUCGCUACGAGGAUCCAUUCAACUUUGCCGAUCCCUUUGACGACGAGGAUGGAUCUAUCCCCAGCAUAUCAAAUAGUUCUGCAAAACUGGACCCGUUCGGAAUGGAAAUAAUUGAUAGUGGUAAAAACACGCCUGUGAACGGUAAACUGACACCAACGAUUAGCAAGAGUGUUAAUGGCAAGAAGACGCCGAUGAAUGGGAAAAACACACCUUCACCACUUCCGUCGGAAGACCAACAGUUGGCUUGGGCAGCUGCAGAGAGCCUUCGACUGGAGGAGGAGAGGCGUAAGCAAGCUGAAAGGGAAAAGGCGGAUUUGGAACUCGCAUUGGCUUUGAGCAAAAAGGAGAAGAAGCGAAGCGGACCGUUUUCAAAAAUCCUCUCCUGACAAUCCAAAUCGUAACUCGGUGUCGGAAUCGGCCGAGUUUUCAGGUCUGAGAAGUGUCCUCAGUUCCUACACAAACUGUUUACUUUGACUGAGUUUACAAAAAUUUACCACAAUCGUUGCGACCUUUCAAAAACGUUCUAUAGGUUUUUUGAUUAUUUUUUUAGUCUUCCAGCAACUUAGGAUAGUCUCAUGGUUUUUGUUAUGUGCCAUCAAAUGUGUACGAUAUUAUUUUAAGGCCCUAUAGUACUGACAUAGAUUUAAAUUUGUUUAUAAUUGGAAAUUGUUUCUAUUAAAUAUGGUUACUUUUUAGAUGUUUUUCACUGUUGAGUUUAAGUUGACAAUUGACUUACCACUAUGGCUGUAUUCCAAUACGGCGACCUAAUGAAUAGUAACCCUAGACAUAAGCAAGAAACCCUAAUGUGCCUGUUUAUUUAAACUACACACUCAUAGUUUUAUUUGAAAUAAUUGUAGGGUUAGACUCGAUCUAGACAUUGUGUUCAUUUUUCUAAAGUUUGGUUAUAAUUUUAUAUUUCUUCCCUAUACUUUUUAAUCAAACAAGUGUUUGGGUAAACGUUUUGAACAUAAAGAAUUGAAAGUUGUUAA